AUGAACAAUGGGUUAAUACCCCCUCAGGGACAGUAUCAGAUGCUACUGGGACUGGACAUGUCCCACCAGCCUGAGCAUGCAGAGCUAUCCCGCUCUCUGAGGGGUGGGGGACAUGAUUAUAACUUGAGUGGUGUGUUGAGGUUUACAGAUUGGGUUGUCACACUGAUGCAGAAGGGACCUCCGUGCCUUGGGCCCCUGCAGCAUCAGCUAGCCCCUCUGGUAGCUGGAGUUGCCAUUUGUGAGCCACCUGACAUGGGUGCUUACUUGGGAUGCAUUGAAGUUCUGCGCUCAAUGAGGUCUCUCGACUUCAGUACAAGAACUCAGAUUACCAGGGAAGCCAUCAGCCGUGUCUGCGAAGCCGUGCCAGGUGCCAAAGGAGCCUUCAAGAAGAGAAAGCCUCCGAGUAAAGUGCUGUCCAACAUCUUGGGGAAGAGCAACCUCCAGUUUGCAGGCAUGAGCAUCUCCUUGACCAUCUCCACUGCCAGCCUGAAUCUGCGCACUCCCGACUCCAAACAGAUCAUAGCGAACCACCACAUGCAAUCCAUCUCCUUCGCCUCAGGAGGCGACCCGGACACAACAGACUAUGUCGCCUAUGUCGCUAAGGACCCUGUUAAUCGCAGAGCUUGCCAUAUUCUGGAGUGCUGUGAUGGGCUAGCCCAAGAUGUCAUUGGCUCCAUCGGACAAGCCUUUGAACUCCGGUUCAAACAGUAUCUGCAGUGUCCCUCCAAGAUUCCUGCUCUCCAGGACCGAAUGCAGAGUCUAGAUGAGCCUUGGACUGAAGAGGAGGGAGAUGGCCCUGAUCACCCAUACUACAACAGUGUCCCCAGCAAGAUGCCUCCUCCAGGGGGAUUUCUUGAUGCUCGAUUGAAAGCCAGACCCCAUGGUCCUGAUGCAGCUCAGUUUGCAGGGAAAGAGCAAACUUAUUACCAGGGAAGACACUUAGGAGACACAUUUGGUGAAGACUGGCAGCGAGCACCCACCAGGCAAGGUUCCUUGGAUAUCUACAGCACUCCAGAAGGGAAAGCGCACAUGGCUCUAGUAGGAGAGACACCAACCUAUGUCAACACUCAGCCAGUCCCUCCCCAUGUUUGGCCCACAGCAAGCAGCAGCACCGAGAGCAGCCCACGCAAGGACCUCUUUGACAUGAAGCCUUUUGAAGAUGCUCUCAAGAACCAGCCCCUGGGGCCCGUGCUGAGCAAAGCAGCAUCUGUGGAGUGCAUCAGCCCCGUCUCACCCAGAGCCCCAGAUGCCAAGACGCUGGAGGAGCUGGAUGCUGAGCCCUGGUACCAAGGAGAGAUGAGCAGGAAGGAGGCAGAGGCACUGCUGCAGGAAGAUGGAGACUUCCUAGUCAGAAAGAGUACUACCAACCCUGGUUCCUUUGUCCUCACGGGCAUGCACAAUGGCCAGGCCAAGCACCUGCUGCUAGUGGACCCGGAAGGCACGAUCCGGACCAAGGACCGGGUCUUCGACAGCAUCAGUCACCUCAUCAACUACCAUCUUGAGAGCAGCCUGCCCAUCGUCUCUGCUGGUAGUGAGCUUUGCCUCCAGCAACCAGUGGAGAGGAAACACUGA
Molecule: messenger RNA, 1572 nt
Organism: Cricetulus griseus (Chinese hamster)
Lineage: Eukaryota; Metazoa; Chordata; Mammalia; Rodentia; Cricetidae
Source: RefSeq, a predicted model, not a curated record